Messenger RNA from Suillus paluster, 495 nucleotides. RefSeq lists its product as uncharacterized. The record is from RefSeq and is a predicted model, not a curated record. The transcript has a single exon. NCBI's taxonomy places the organism in Eukaryota, Fungi, Basidiomycota, Agaricomycetes, Boletales, Suillaceae. Bases 1 to 495 code for a protein of 164 amino acids.
AUGUUGAGGACAUCUCAAUCCCAGAAUAUCCGGGACAUCUGGGAUAUCCAACCCAUCCGUCCCACUUGCCUGCAUAAUGCAAAUCUCACAGUCACAACAUACCACGUGACCCACAGCCAUGAUGCAAAUGGGUUGUGCAUGUUGGCUGACAUGGUGACCAUGGCUGCUACCCAGCCAGCGCUUGCAGUACUGCAAACACUACAGGCCGAACUCUCCCCUGGCUCGCCAUUGACAUUUAGUAGCCUUUUCAGGUUCAUAACCCUGGCAUCGACACUUAGGAACGACAUCUUACUCGUCCAAGCUGUAUCACACCCCUCCAAUACUGCUCCCGACUUUAUCUCUCCUGCCAUCAAUUUGUUCUUGGCAGCCUGUUGUGAUCUCAGCGAAAGUGAUGUAGAUGUGUACUGGAAGGUUCUCAAGGAUGUUGUGUGGCAUAGCAAUGGAGAUAUAUUUGGUAUCGAGGACAUGUUCCCCUUGUUUGCAAAUCAUGGGUGA